This is a messenger RNA of Clunio marinus, 1407 nucleotides long. The record is from the annotation of a GenBank genome assembly. Lineage: Eukaryota; Metazoa; Arthropoda; Insecta; Diptera; Chironomidae.
UAAUAACAGAUUAUAAAUUAGUGAAAUUAGUGCUUCAUUCUUCAGAAAACUCGAGUUAAAUAGAGUUUAAAACUCACAAGUGUUAAUGAUUAAGUUUAUCAGAUAAUGCUUUUGUUUUGUCCUACUUGCUCGAACCUUUUAUUAGUAGAGUAUUCUUCUACUUGCCUUAGAUUGUCAUGUGCUACAUGUCCAUAUAUAUCUAAAAUUAAAAAGAAGAUUUCUGAAAGAAUCUAUCCGAAAUUAAAGGAAGUUGAUAAUAAUGUUAUGGGCGGCAGUGAAGCUUGGAAGAACGUAGAUUCAACUGAUGCUGUUUGUCCUGCUUGUAGCCAUGGUCGUGCAUAUUUCAUGCAAAUGCAAAUUAGAAGUGCAGAUGAGCCAAUGACAAAUUUCUUUAAAUGUUGUAACCUUGCUUGUGGACAUAAUUGGAGAGAUUAGAUUCACAUAAAUGAAUUUUAACUGUCGAAUACAGAGAAUAAUUAGAAGAAAAAUGUAUCAUCAAUCAUUAUCAAAAGUAGUUCCUACAAAAAACCCCGAAGCUGUUCAAUUAGCAUCAAACCUUUUAAAGUCAGGAGAAGUUAUUGCCGUUCCUACCGACACAAUUUAUGGAUUAACUUGCAGUGCAAAUGAUCCAGAAGCGAUAAAAAAACUUUAUAAAAUAAAAGGAAGAAAUGAGGAAAAGCCGGUAGCAAUUUGUGUGAGUGAUUUCAGUGACUUAAGACAUUGGGGUUGUGCUGAUCAUUUGUCAAAUCAGUUGAUUGCACAGCUGCUUCCUGGACCAGUCACAAUAGUUCUCGAUAAGAGUGAACAUCUAAACAAUCCUUUCAUUAAUCCUGGUGUGUCUAAAAUAGGCAUCAGAAUUCCUGAUUUCGCUUUCAUUCGAAAUGUUUGUCGAGCUUUCAAUCAACCAAUGGCACUAACAUCAGCAAACCUAAGCAGUGAAAGAAGUGCUUUGAACAUUUCCGAAUUCAGUCAUUUAUGGGGAAAGCUUGGAUGCGUUUUCGAUGGUGGAUGUUUGAGUGAAGCUGAAAGUCAUCGACUUGGUUCAACAGUCAUCGAUCUAUCAGAAACAAAUCGAUGUAAAGUCAUCAGGGAAGGAAUUAAUUUUAAAGCAACCAUUGAAUUACUUAAAAAAUUUGACAUAAUUACUGAAUAAGCUUGAGUUUUUUGUUCUUUAAAAAUUUAAUAAAGAUUAAUAUUUAUAAAAAAUUUCAUAAUCUUACUUUUCUUUAAUUACCUACUUCAUGAGAUAAAUUUCAUCCCUUAAUUUUAUUGAAUUUCAAAUCAAACGAAGGAACAUUGAAAAGUUUUGAUUUUAUGUGUUACAACAAAUGUAUACCUCGAAUAAUUGCAAUAAAAUUAAAAAAUUUUAAACUUUGCUAUGACAAUUUGAGCUUAGUUCCUCAGUGA